Messenger RNA from Archocentrus centrarchus (flier cichlid), 2541 nucleotides. Its product is annotated as alpha-tectorin-like. The transcript is spliced from 18 exons. The record is from RefSeq and is a predicted model, not a curated record. The coding region runs from base 1 to 2403 and encodes 800 amino acids. Lineage: Eukaryota; Metazoa; Chordata; Actinopteri; Cichliformes; Cichlidae.
AUGCUCCGCCCCCUGCUCUUCCUGUCUGCCUUCAUCGUACUGGCAGACGCUCUUCAGACAAUCAGUACGUCUACAGUGCUGGACAUCAGCUCAUGUCCCAUCACGUACUAUGGACAGGAGUACGAACAGCUCUAUGUAAACUUCUCAAGUCAACUUACUACAUUCUGUUUUGACAACUUUUUCAACCUUCAGAAGAAAGGUGACUGCAUCAUAGGGAAAUCACAUGAAGCACAGACAGCGGACUUUGAAAUUGUUCCAGCAGAUUCUUUCCUCGAACGCUGGAUUAGAAACAAAACACAAAGCAUUCAAAACAGUUUGAAAUGCAGUGUGCAAUUCAAAAUGCAAUUCAACAAGUCCGAGGUUCAUUUAGAUCUAUUCAACUUCAGGACAGAAGCAGUUCUCAGUUUGGAAUCACACAUCAUGGGUCCAGUGCUGUAUGAAGUUCUGGUCGGUGGUAUCCUAGUCGACAGAGUCUAUGUUCUAAAUCUUCCUGACGCCUAUCAGAUUGAUGAUUCCUUAGACAUCAGUGGAUGCAGAUACUCAGGUAAUAUGUAUAAACCUGGUACAGUGAUCAGCUCUGAUCCGAACACCUGCUCCAAACUCACCUGUUCUGAGACAGCAGUCCUCCUCACUUCUGGCUGUGGUCCCCUGGGGACUUGUUCAGGCAACAGCAUCUGCACAUCGGGAAUCACCUGCACUGUGACCGGCCCCACUGUCAUCGACAUUCACGGCCAAGUUAACGUUAUCAAGGAUCGGUGUGCGUACUCUCUGCUCUCAACCCCAGUGGUCCCAGACUUCCAUGUUCUGGCAAACUUCCAGGAGCGACGUCGUGAAGAUGUGAGCUUGUUGGACAGUGUUACGCUGCGUCUGGACGAGCUGGGCGUUUACAUUCACCUGGAACAAGGUGGGAGAGUUCGGCUGAACGACUCAACGCUGACCCUCAGCAGCUCGGCUCAGCUGGUUCACGGUGUGGAGCUCUCUAAGGACCAAACUGGAGUCACCGCUAAGCUGUCGCUCUCCAACCUCUUCACCUCCGUCUUCUUUGAUGGCUACACCGCACAGAUCCACUUAGAAGGACCUGCUGUUCGAUUUCUGAAGGGUCUGUGUGGAAACUCCAGCAGGUCUCUGAGUGAACUGAGGCUCUCUGAGUACAGCUCCACCAGCUGUGAGAUUCAGUACAACCACACUGCUGACAGCACGAUCAACUGCAACAAUGUGACUGAACGCUGUAACCUCCUGAAGGAGGCGCCCUUCACCUCCUGUAACAAUGACGUCAACCCACAGCCCUACAUAACCGCCUGCACCGACACUUUGUGCAAAUAUCCUGCAGUGGACGGUCUCAACUGUCAGUUUCUAAAGGCCUACGCCAGAGCCUGCAGUCUACAGGGCAACCAUACUCUGGAGGGCUGGACUUCAAAGGCUAGCUGCUCUCCUGAGGCCUUCUGUCAGGACAGGACCUGCAGCGAUCACGAGUUCUGUGGUGAGAAGAUGGUCAGUGGAGACACUCGCUGCUUCUGUCGGGCUAUUUUUGCCUCCAAGUACAGAUCGACGGACUCUUUGGGUGAUCCAACAGUCUGCAGGGAGAACUCUGCUUCACUCACUCUGGUCGGUUGUCUCCUGGAGGACAAAGGCAUCGACUACUCUGCCUUACACCUCAAUGACCCGACCUGCAGGGGUCAGAUAGACGAGCUCACCCACAUGGUGACCUUCAGCUUCAACAGCAGCAACAGUUGUGGGACUGUGAUCACGGCCAACAGCAGUCAUAAUAUCUACAGAAACACCAUCAGGACCCAGAACAGCGCCUCUGACAUCAUCACUCGCAAUGACGACGUCUACAUCGACUUCUCCUGCACCCACAUUCAGCCAAACAUCAAUACUGCAACCUUCAGAAUCAAAGACUGGUCUGUUGCACAGCAGAUCUCAUCCGGAGCUUGGAAUUACACUCUGACUAUCAAGGCCUACACCGACCCCGGUCGCACACAUGCUGUGGAGCCAAACAGUGAACUCCGGCUGAACCAGAAGAUCUGGAUGGAGCUGGAGACUGAUGGGCUGGAUGGAGACAUGGUCGCUCUGGUGAGCGACUCCUGCUGGGCAACAGACCAGCCAUUGCCCAGCAGCAGUCCAAGACAUGACCUGAUCAUGAACGGCUGUGCAAACCCUGCUGACCUGACAGUGGAGGUGGAGGAAAACGGACUGGGGACCUCCACCUGCUUCUCCUUCAACAUGUUCCGGUUCACUGGGGGGUCUGGUGACAUCUUCAUGCACUGUAAACUCCACCUGUGUCCAAAACAGGCAAACAGCUGCAUCCCGACUUGUAACAAAACUGCUCGCAGACGCAGAUCUGCCAGCUACACCUAUGAACCUGAAGCUCCAGCCUUCAUCAGCAUGUCCUGGACUAAUUAGGUGGUUUCAUCAGUGACUUGGACAGACUGACCAGGCGCUGACUUUAUGCUGCGAGAGGCAACAAUGUUCAACAGACACAGAGAUGAGCUGCUUUUCUCCAUCUCCUUUUCUUGUUGUACUAUUUCUGCCAAAACAUCG